AUGCUAGAUUAUGGCCACGAUCAUACAUUAUUUAGCGAGAGGGAUAACAAGUGCUUAAGAAACUUAGGAGUGACCGAUCCCCGCGACGACAAAGUUCGUAUCGAGCGGGAUAAGGGUGGCCUUCUCAGAGACUUGUACCACUGGGUCCUCAACAAUGUCGGUUUCCAACGAUGGCAGGACGAUAGAGACGGCCAGUUGCUCUGGAUUAGAGGCGAUCCUAGCAAAGGUGAAAUGAUAUUGCUCUGCGGAAUAAUUGAUUGUCACUGGAGUUGCGCACAUGAACCUCAGACUGUCACUACCCGUGACAUUGAUGAAUUGGUCAAAACCACUGCGCCAACGGACGCUCGCAUCAACAACGCUACAGCGGUCCUGCGUGGGUUGAUCUACACGCUUGUGACACAGCAGCCAGCACUCAUUUCGCACCUACGCAGAAGCUACGAUACAUUGUCGAUGAUCUUCGCCAGCAUUCUUGAAGACCUAUGCUUACGGAGAAUACACCUGAUCGUUAAUACGCUUGACGAGUGUACUGGAGACCAGAGCGUCAAAUUACCCGAGUGCAAAUGGAUGGUAUCCAGCCGCGACUGGCCAAGCAUCGCGAAGGAUCUGGACACCGCGGCGCAGGAACUCAGGCUAUCUCUUGAGCUGAACAAAGAGUCUGUCUCCGUAGUUAUCACCACAUACAUCCGGUUCAAGGUCGAUUGGUCGGCGAAGCGAAAUAAAUACGGCGAUGAUACGCGAGUUGCUGUCGACGCUACUUGUUUAUAA
Messenger RNA from Parathielavia appendiculata, 765 nucleotides. RefSeq lists its product as uncharacterized. The transcript is spliced from 5 exons. The coding region runs from base 1 to 765 and encodes 254 amino acids. Lineage: Eukaryota; Fungi; Ascomycota; Sordariomycetes; Sordariales; Chaetomiaceae. The record is from RefSeq and is a predicted model, not a curated record.